This is a messenger RNA of Pogonomyrmex barbatus (red harvester ant), 983 nucleotides long. Its product is annotated as acyl-CoA Delta12-desaturase. The record is from RefSeq and is a predicted model, not a curated record. Gene Ontology annotation, molecular function: stearoyl-CoA 9-desaturase activity; iron ion binding. Gene Ontology annotation, cellular component: endoplasmic reticulum membrane. Gene Ontology annotation, biological process: unsaturated fatty acid biosynthetic process. NCBI's taxonomy places the organism in Eukaryota, Metazoa, Arthropoda, Insecta, Hymenoptera, Formicidae.
CGUCAGACGCUCAGUUUGCAUUCGUGUGCGCGCUUCGGUGGUAGAUGGUUGCGGAUUUUCUGUGGAACUUUCCGUCGUGAAACAUGUUCGUGACGAUUUAUACAUCUGGCUUUGGUAUUACGGCUGGCGUUCACAGAUUAUGGUCGCAUAAGGCGUACAAAGCGAAAUGGCCCUUGCGUUUGCUUCUAGCCUUUCUCUUCACGAUAACAGGACAGAAAGAUGUGUAUACGUGGGCGUUGGAUCACAGAGUACAUCACAAAUAUAGUGAAACCGACGCGGACCCCCAUGAUGUGAGAAGAGGUUUCUUCUUCGCUCAUGUAGGGUGGCUUUUUACGACACCCCAUCCUGAUGUUGUUGCUAAACGCAAGGCAGUCGAUAUGAGCGAUCUAGAAGCGGAUUCCAUCGUCAUGUGGCAGAAAAGAUUGUAUAUACCUCUCUUUGCGCUUCUGACUAUCGGAUUACCAGUGGGGAUUCCUUGGUAUUUCUGGUCGGAAUCGCUGUGGAUAUCGUUCUGGGUCAACUUCAAUUUUCGCUUCUGCAUCAAUUUGAACAUAGCUUUUUGCGUCAACAGUGUGGCGCAUAUAUGGGGACAGAAACCCUAUGACAAGAAUAUCUCGCCAGUGGAGAACAUCGCAGUAUCAAUCGCCGCGCUUGGCGAGGGAUAUCACAAUUAUCAUCAUGUAUUUCCAUGGGAUUACAAAACUGGCGAAUUAGGCGAUUAUUCGUUUAAUAUGAGUACUGCUUUCAUCGAUGCAUUUGCGCGGAUCGGAUGGGCCUAUGAUCUAAAAUACGUCUCGCCGAAUAUGAUCUAUCGUAGGGCGCAUCGAUGUGGAGAUGGGAGUCACGUUUGGGGUUACGGUGAUAUUGAUAUCUCGAAAGAAGAUCUGGUAGAAUUGGAUAUGAUGAAUAAUCACGAACUGUGAAAAAAACUGAAAAAUUCGCAACAAAAACGUGUCAGCUUCUCUCGGAUAAAUAAAAAAAAA